CUUUUUUCAGUGGAAGACUUACUGAGAACCUUCUGAGCAGCUGCCUCAGGCGCAGUGAGAUGUUGCAGAGGGAUAGAGAGAGUCCGGCAGAUAGAUUGGAACCUGAACUCCAGGGUUGGACCUUGGCGGAGGACUCUGAGAGUGACGAUGAGCCUGAGUACAAGAAACAGCUGUACAGCCUCUUCAGCCCCAGCCUGGCUGAUUCCUUCCUUCAGCCAUUGCACACAAAGCCAAUGAUGAACCCCAAUAUUCAACUGCUCCAGGAAAGUGUGAGAGGUCACGUGACUGCUGACAAUCUGUGGCACACCAUCAGAGAAGGUUCCAGAAGGCAGUGGUCCCUGGCCUGCUCACAGCACCUGCAGGAUUUGGCCAAACAGGCAGCAGCUGAGGCUGGGCAGCGGGCAUGGUCGGGGCUGGGCAGACUGCGCACCAUGGUGGAGAUGCAGCAAGGCCAAGCCAAUGCCAUGCUCAGUGCCAACCCACUGGACGACCUGAAUGACAGGACAGGCCGAGAGGGGCCCAGGAGGUUCCUACCAUCAGAUUUCGUGCCCACUCUGACCGAGGCCCACACCAUGGCAACCAAGGAACUCAACAGAGAACAGAAAUGUGAACCACAGCAGCAACCGACACCAGCUCCACACGGACUGACAUGGGACGGGAAACCCUGUCGCUUCCUGAUGGAUGAGGAUGUUUCAGCCAUUGAACAUUCCGCGUGGUGGAGACACUUAAACGAAGAGAAACUGCUGGAACCCCCACUCGCAAUGACAACCCAAUUCUCCUUAAAAGACGCCUUUCCAAGAAACUCCGAACAACUCUGGCCUUCAGUUUAUGUCUGUCUCAUUAAAGAGCAUUAGUCUGA
This is a messenger RNA of Chiloscyllium plagiosum (whitespotted bambooshark), 859 nucleotides long. RefSeq lists its product as uncharacterized. The record is from RefSeq and is a predicted model, not a curated record. NCBI's taxonomy places the organism in Eukaryota, Metazoa, Chordata, Chondrichthyes, Orectolobiformes, Hemiscylliidae.